CGAAACUUCCAUAGACUGCAGCACAUGUCUGUCAAUGUCCAAUCUGUUUCAAGCCAUAAUGUUUAGAUAGCAUCUAACAAGAAGAGCAACAAAUAUGUGUGAACAAACUGCACGUUUUGGGCACUUUGCGUGACUCAGAGAAAUCCACUCAGUCCAGUCACACACAAGAUGCAGCGGCGAGGAAGCAUGUCUUAUCCUCCUGAAUUCUCAGACCUGAAUAUUAUGUUGUUGGGUCUGACUGGAGCAGGAAAAAGUGCAUCAGGAAACACCAUCCUAGGUGGAGACAGAAAAACAUUUGAAGAACAUGAUUAUUUUACAUCUGAGACCAAAAUUUGCGCACCAGUGCAUAAAGUGGUGGACCGACGAACUCUCACUGUGAUCGACACCGUAGGACUCUCUCAUACAGCUGUGAAGAUUACAGAUGUUCAGACCCAAAUAGAGCAGAUAUUACAGAAUACACAACUUGAUGUCUUUCUGCUGGUGAUCAAACUGGGUGAGCCAUUCACAAAGGAGAAACGUGGAUCUGUGAAACGGAUCCAGGAGAAUUUUGGAGCAAAGGUCUUAAAACACACACUAGUGCUGUUUACUCAUGCAGAUCAGUUGCAUGAGCCAAUAGAAGAUUAUCUGGGAGAAUGUCAAACACUGCGGUCACUAGUUGAUCAGUGUUCAGGAGCAUUUCAUGUUUUUAACAACAAAGAUGAAGAUCGAUUUCAAGUCACUGAGCUUCUGGAAAAGAUUGAGUCUCUGAGGAGGAAGAAUGGAAACAGGAGAUACACUAAGCAGGACUUUAAGGAGACUCAGAAAGAUCUCCGGCUCAAGAAAUGUCACAUCUUCUUAGCAGCAAUAGCAUUAGGAGCAGCAGUGGUUUUAGCUGGAGCAACAUUAAGAGGCGGAGCAGGAGGAAGAGAAGGUGUAGGAGGAGCAGCGUUUGGAGGAGGAGCAGAUGUAUUGAGAGGAGCAGGAGUAGGAGAAGCAGCUAUGAUGAUGGCAUCAGUUGCACCACGUACAGGACCGGCAGCAUUACUAGGAGCAGCGGGAGGUGCAGCUCUCCUGGCAGUAGCAGCUUGUGCUGGACUCUAUUUUUUGGCAAGAAGAUAUCUCUCUAGAGAAAAUGAUAAAAGUGACUAAAAGAUGAGUAGAACAAACACAUUUGGAGUCAAAAAUCAAGUAUGUUUUUCUUUUGUAAAAUACUGUAUUAUACUAUCCUGAUGUUUGGAGGUUUUACACUAAGAAUGAAAUCUGAACACUGGAGAAGCCUUGUGUAACUGUGUCCAGCAGAGGGCGCUGUGUCAUGCCGUGAAUGUUUGCGCAUGCGUGAAUGCGCAGGUCUGCUGUGUGCUUCGACUGCACGAACAUUAGUUUUCUACAAAAUCGGUUUUUGCUGCUUGAACUGACUAGAAUUCUGACUGCUCCCUCCGUCAUGACAAAAAUGGAAAUAUGCAAACUAAACAAGAGCUGGUCUGAAUUGUAAUUUUAUCUAAUCUAAACUGUAUUUUGUUCAAAAAUAAAAUGUAUGGAAAUAAAAGUAAUCAAGGUGAUUUUAUGCACUAGCCUAUAUAUUAAUCAUCACAUGUAUAAUCCAUCACCCCCAUCCCCCAAAAUAAACUAGGCUGCACAA
This is a messenger RNA of Onychostoma macrolepis, 1618 nucleotides long. RefSeq names its product GTPase IMAP family member 9-like. The coding region runs from base 169 to 1128 and encodes 319 amino acids. The record is from RefSeq and is a predicted model, not a curated record. The transcript is spliced from 3 exons. Gene Ontology annotation, molecular function: GTP binding. Lineage: Eukaryota; Metazoa; Chordata; Actinopteri; Cypriniformes; Cyprinidae.